UGCUUCGACAGCAACUGGAUGAUGCUCACAAGAAAGUGAACAGACAAGAAAAGACAAUCAGUUCUCUCCAUGACCAGUUUCAGGCUCUUGCCAGUAAUAUUCAAUCUCAGAGUGAAAAGCCGAGUCUUCUACUACAAGAGACUGAGGAAGUAGUUAUGAGACAACACCAACUAGAAUGGACUGAUCCCCUAAAACAACAACCUGCAGCAGAGGCUACAUCAUUUAAUUUAGAUGAGACACAGGAUUCAAAGAAGAAAUUGGGUCAAAGCAGCAGUGAACCUCCAGUGGUGGCAGCAACUGCGAAGAACCAGUCACGGAGUCCCAUCAAGCGGCGGUCGAGGCUCUUCCCCCACCUGCACACAGGCUUGGAAGGCCAGGGGGACAGCCGGGCACGAUGUGACAGUGUAUCCAGCACGCCCAAGACCCCAGAUAGCGGACACUCUUCUCAGGAGAUAAAGUCUGAGACCUCAUCCAAUCCCAGCUCUCUGGAAAUCUGCCCCAACAAGGAGAAGAGACUGAGGAGCAGCCAGCCGUCCACGUCACCCUUCAGGCAGGAGGUGUUUGUCUACAGCCCGUCCAUGAGCAGCGAGAGCCCCAGCCUGGGAGCAGCUGCUACCCCGAUCAUCAUGAGCCAGAGUCCCACAGAUGCCAAAAGCAGAAACUCCCCGAGAUCGAACCUGAAAUUCUGCUUUGACAAGCUCAGCCAUGCCAGCUCCGGUGCGGGAAGCCCUGUUCUGCCUGGAGAAGGCUCCUGUUCCAGCAGUUUGAGAGUGCCAAACACAACCCUGACAGCCCCAGGCCCGCCGCCCCACCGGCCACCUGCUCACAUACCAGCCAUCAAUCUGGGUAUCCCAGGUGGUCACAGCCCUGCCUGCGCCGCCACCGACAUGCCCUCCAAGUACCUCCUGUCUCUGGACGAGGCCUCCUUCCUCAAGUUCCUCCUUCCUGACCUCCCAGUGUGAUGUCCAGGUCCUUUGUAAUCUUGUUCAGCCUGGAGAGGAAAAAAGUUGGGCAGG
Messenger RNA from Callithrix jacchus (white-tufted-ear marmoset), 1016 nucleotides. Lineage: Eukaryota; Metazoa; Chordata; Mammalia; Primates; Cebidae. The record is from RefSeq and is a predicted model, not a curated record.